AUGCAAACACAGUUCAUAUACAUAUCCAAUAUUCAGCAAAUAUUAAAUCCCAAGCCAGGCAUUGUUGAGGAUGAGGAGUUGGUCCGUGCGACGCAUCUAGGGCCACUGAUGAUUCACCACGGAGGUUUGGGAUUCGAAUUUCGACUGAGGGGGCUGAAGGAGGCUAGGGUGGUGCGAUUGAGCUGGUGGGUGAAGGUUUGCACUUCAAGUGGUGUGCGGUGGCCUGAGGGGCCAAAGGUGGGGGUGAGGUCUAGUUUGGGCUUGUGGGUUUCAGUACAAGUCGCAAUAGCUUGUGACGAAGGUUUUGGUGAGGAGGCAAUGGCUCUCGGUGGUGGCGAUAGGGAUGAUUCGGCGAGAAUAGGGUCAAGUCACGAGAUAAAGGGGCAGGGGCACAAUGAGAGUGGCUGGACAAUAGCCACUGUGACCUACGGUGGACGUGGAAAUGUGUUGCUGAUCAUGAAUUUUUGGGGUGAGGUUGUUAAUGAAGGUUUGGCCGGUGUAAGGAAUGAAUAUAAGGAGAAGGAAAGGUGA
This is a messenger RNA of Sphenostylis stenocarpa, 531 nucleotides long. NCBI's taxonomy places the organism in Eukaryota, Viridiplantae, Streptophyta, Magnoliopsida, Fabales, Fabaceae. The record is from the annotation of a GenBank genome assembly.